CUGCUACGGACUUCGACCACGCUGACGGCACUCUUCUCGUCCCCAUGGACGACUCAAACUCUCGCCGUAUUGACAAGGGGAAAGGUCGUGCGCACGUGCAAGACGAAGAAGCUUCCGAGAAUACGCCUCUCCUUGGCUCGGCGUCGGGCUCCCUGAGCUCCUCUCGGGACAUUCCUAUCCAACAUCCCAAUGCGACCCGCAGGCGGAUCUACUCCCGCCUGGUCUCCGUAUUCUUGAUCUCACUCUCCUUCACCGUGCUAGUCUUUGUGCUUCUUGCAAUCGUUGCGUAUUCGUGGCGCUCCAGAGCGUCUGCGACCAGGCCGGAGGAGAUCAUCAAGAAGGCACUCAUCGUCCGUGGACCGGAUAGGGUGGACGUGCUGAAUGCGACGAGCGAAGACGGCAUCUGGUUACUGGUUCAUGGCCGGAUGGGGCUGGACGCGGGAAGUGUGGUGGGAGUGAAGACGGACAAGGACGACAGCGUCGUGCAGGAUUGGUUCAAGGGCAUUGGACGGUGGGGUAUUCGGCAGAUCGACCGUGUCACAGUGACUAUGUCCGACAUGCGUGUCGGGCCAAGAGCGCAUCCAAAUAUGACUCUUGCGACUGUGUCGACGCCGUCUAUUGAGGUGCAGCUCACGGCGAACCCGCCGGCGAGGGACCUCACCUGGCUGACCCCUGUGCAGAUCCCCGUGCGGAUACAGCCGACAAAGGAUAUUGACGACCUCUUACACUUCGUGCGGGAGAGUUGGAAAUCAGGCUUUUUGAGCAUCCAGGCUACGGUCGGGCAGGCGGUGGUACGAGGGGGCGGACUUGAGGACCAUGGAUGGAGAACCCGCUUCACUGUCGCACACAGUAACGUCCGUCCGGUUGUCAACGUGAAGAUCCCCUCGCUGCCCGGUCUGCCACCCGCGGGUGACGGCCACCAGCUCCCUGGUUUCUCUGACCUAGUGCAUCUGCAAUCCUUCAAUAUCGCUUCCAGGCAUGGAACCAUCGAGCUCUCUGCGAAUGCCACCGCUCUUAACCCCGUCCCCUUAGACGUCGAGUUUGAGGCACCUGCACUCCCCUUCUUGAUUCAUCUCCCUCAACCGGAGUCGAACUUAUCAUCGGUCGCAGUGGCCUCUGUUCACUCCCACCCAUUCCAGUUCACACACCCCAAUAUCUCACUCACAAUCAGUGGCGCCGUUGUGCCGCUCCCCCGCGACUCUUCAAGUGCGCUGUCUGCGUUCGUGAGCAAGUACAUCUCCGGACGCGACGCCGACAUAGAGAUCUCUACCCCUCUCUACCCUGGUUUGACUAUCAACACGACCUUCCCUGCACCGCACCCGCGCCCGCAGAUCCUCCGCAACGUAUCCAUCUCAGACAUGCGCAUCAAGCCGGUUGGCGCGACUAUGUUCGCCUCCGGGGUUGUGCACGCCCUCGUCGUGCUCCCCAAGGGGAUCGACGUAGGCGUCAACGCGAGCCGCCUCUUCCCCGACGUACUCGUCUUCGACGGCGAAGUGCCCACAUCUGACGAGCCAGGUCCGGACGAGACCGCACCUCUCACCUCGGCCCUAGGCCACCCCAGCCCGCCUCCGACGCGCCCGCUCCCCGAGCCCUUGCCCCCACGCGCGUUCGCGCACAUCGUCCCGGACGACUGGAUUCCCGCCGAAUGCCGCGAAGUCGAGGCCCCCCCAGACUCGGGCUCGACCGUCGCGGUCUCGGCGCAGCUCGUGGACGUGCCGCUGGAGGUGCUCCCCGGGCGCGAGCGUGAGUUUAGCGACUUCAUGGCGAAGGUCAUCUUUGGCUCGCAGGGCGCACUGGCGGGAGUGCAGGGCGUCGCGGCUGUCGCGGUGCGCGUGGAGGGCUUGCCGUUUGCGAACGGACAAGAUCCGGAGAUGGAGCUGGCGGGGUUGCCGUUUCAGGGGAGCGUGAGGAUCGGGAAGAAGGUGGGGUCGUUGUCGGGACCUGCAUGAGCAGGUCUUGGUUGUAAGGUGGAUGCUGAGUGCAGACAUGGACUGGUUGCUUGGAUGUAUUAUUGUAUCAUGUACGCAGUUUCGUCUGCAGUGUAGGGUAUAUAUAGAGUGCAUAUAGCACAUCUACGGCCACG
Molecule: messenger RNA, 2083 nt
Organism: Dichomitus squalens LYAD-421 SS1
Lineage: Eukaryota; Fungi; Basidiomycota; Agaricomycetes; Polyporales; Polyporaceae
Exons: 2
Coding region: 45-1949 (634 amino acids)
Source: RefSeq, a predicted model, not a curated record